CUUUCUUUCUUUCCCUCACCACUAGCGAUAAACUCUGAACAUCAACGAAGCAGAGUGUCUCUCACACAUAAAGAUUCUUCUUACUAUGUCUCUCGAAGCGAUGAAUUCUCCGACCACUCCGUUAACAGUCCGGAAAGAUAGAGUCAAUACAACAGAUGAUGAUCUGAUGAACGACGCCGUUUUCUUAGAGCCGUGGCUGAAACGCAAACGCUCCAAACGCCACCGUUCUCGCAGUCCAUCUCCCUCCUCCUCCUCCUCCUCGCCGCCUCGAUCUCGCCCUAAAUCUCAUAAUCUCACGGAGGAAGAGUAUCUCGCUCUCUGUCUCCUCAAACUCGCCAAAGACCAUCCCUCUCCUCACAAACCCUCACCGCCGCCGCCGCCACGAGACUCCACGAAGCUCCCGUACAAGUGUAGCGUUUGCGGAAAAGCGUUUCCUUCGUAUCAGGCGUUAGGCGGACAUAAAGCCAGCCACCGAACCAAACCUCCAUCCAACGAUUCAACGUCUCCGAUGAUCAUCGCCGGAGAGAAGCAUCAGACUUCCACCGCCACCGUCCCUCCUUCCGGGAAGAUCCACGAGUGUUCUAUUUGUCAUAAAGUGUUUCCGACAGGUCAAGCUCUCGGCGGUCACAAACGUUGUCACUACGAAGGAAACCUCGGAGGAAGCAAGUCGGUUAGUCACAGUGGAAGCGUGUCGAGCACGGUUUCGGAAGAACGAAGCAACCGUGUAUUGAUUGAUCUAAAUCUCCCGGCUUUACCGGAGCUAAGCCUUCAUCACGGCACAGUCGUUGACGAAGAGAUUCAAAGUCCGUUGACCGGUAAAAAACCGCUUUUGUUGACGGGUCGUGACCAAGUCAUCAAGAAAGAAGAUUUAUCUCUAAGAAUAUAAUAAUACAUAAAUCUUCGUUAAAAAUAUUUAGUAUCAUUUUCUUUUGUUGCGAUAUAUUUUUUUACUUAAAUUAUAGGAUUGGAUAUUCAUUUUAUGUUAGGGAUUUAUACAAAAAUUUGAUUGUUUGUGGUUUGAUUAAACCAUGAAUUCGUUUUUAUUGUUAUUAGCUUUACUAAUCUCUCGAGUUCGGUUUGUAUAAUAUAAGACACGUGGCAUUCUGUGUGUGAACACAGAGCAGAAAUAGUUGGGGAACGAGAAUCCGAAUUCUUCCAUGUGGAUUCGUUGUCUUUGAUUAGAAUUCGGCACAUGUAUUAUCAGUUUGGUACAUAAUUAAAAUUUUU
Messenger RNA from Eruca vesicaria subsp. sativa (arugula), 1227 nucleotides. The record is from the annotation of a GenBank genome assembly. NCBI's taxonomy places the organism in Eukaryota, Viridiplantae, Streptophyta, Magnoliopsida, Brassicales, Brassicaceae.